This is a messenger RNA of Metarhizium album ARSEF 1941, 1611 nucleotides long. Its product is annotated as succinyl-CoA:3-ketoacid-coenzyme A transferase. The record is from RefSeq and is a predicted model, not a curated record. Gene Ontology annotation, biological process: ketone body catabolic process. Bases 1 to 1611 code for a protein of 536 amino acids. NCBI's taxonomy places the organism in Eukaryota, Fungi, Ascomycota, Sordariomycetes, Hypocreales, Clavicipitaceae. The transcript is spliced from 7 exons. Gene Ontology annotation, molecular function: succinyl-CoA:3-oxo-acid CoA-transferase activity.
AUGCUCGCUACGACUACCUUGAAGCCCGGCAUGGCUGCCAGAACAGCAUGGACCGUCACCGCGCGGAUGCAGCGAGCCAAGACAAAUCUCGGAAGACGCACCUUUAUCACGACACCAGUGCGGCUCUCACGGUCGCGGCAGAGCUACUCCAAGGUCUACAGGAGUGCGGAUGAAGCUGUCGCAGAUGUCAAGAGUGGCUCUACGAUUCUCAGCUCAGGCUUCGGACUGUGCGGCGUCGCCGACACCAUCAUUGAAGCCCUCAACCGCCGUGGUGUCGGGUCAUUGCAUUCCCUUACCGCCGUGUCAAACAAUGCCGGCAUAGAAGGCAAAGGUGGCCUGUCUACCCUCUCCGAGGCCGGGCAGGUGGACAACCUCAUCCUGUCCUAUCUCGGGAACAACAAGGCGCUGGAGAGGAAAUACCUCACCGGCGAGCUGGCAAUCGAACUCUGUCCCCAGGGAACCCUGGCGGAAAGGCUGCGAGCCGGAGGCGCGGGCAUCCCGGCUUUUUAUACCCCAACUGGAGCUCACACGCUGCUACAAGAAGGCGAGAUCCCGAUCAGAGUGGACGCAUCUGGCAAGGCGAUUGAACGCGGCAAACGCCGCGAGACCCGAGAGUUCAACGGCCGGUCAUUCUUGCUAGAGACGGCGCUCACGGGUGACGUUGCCAUUCUGCGAGCCUGGAAAGUCGACAAGGCCGGCAAUUGUGUUUUCCGAUAUACCACCAAGGCGUUUGGGCCGCUCAUGGCCAAAGCCGCCAAGCUCACCAUCGUCGAAGCUGACAACAUCGUCGAAAUCGGCGGCAUCGACCCCAACGACGUCGACCUGCCCGGCAUCUUUGUCGACCGUGUUGUGCCCGCCACGGCGGAGAAACGAAUCGAGAUCCUCAAGCUGCGCGACCCCGAGGCCGAGGCAGCGGCAAAGGACUCGUCGCCCAAGAAUGAAGCCCACGAGCGAAGGAAUCGCAUUGGGAGGCGAGCGUCCGAGGAACUGAAGCAGGGCUACUACGUGAACCUGGGCGUCGGCAUCCCUACCCUGGCGGCCACCUUCAUCCUGGAAGGUCGUACGGUCUGGAUCCAAUCUGAGAACGGAAUUCUCGGCAUGGGCCCAUACCCGACCAGGGAUCAGGUCGACCCGGACAUUGUCAACGCUGGCAAGGAGACGGUCACGCUAGUUCCCGGCGCGGCGUGCUUUGAUUCGUCCGAGUCGUUUGGCAUGAUUCGCGGUGGCCACGUGGAUGUGUCUAUCCUGGGAGCCCUUCAAGUCAGCGCCGACGGCGACCUCGCCAACUUCAUGAUACCCGGCAAGGUCUUCAAGGGCAUGGGCGGCGCCAUGGACCUCGUCGCCAAUCCCGACCAGACCAAGGUCGUCGUUGCGACCGAACAUGUGGCCAAGAACGGCACCUCCAAGAUUGUCCAGCGCUGCGACUUGCCGCUGACUGGCGCCAGGGUCGUGAGCACCAUCAUUACUGAUCUUUGUGUGUUCCAGGUUGAUCGCAAAAACGGCGGCUUGACCUUGACGGAGCUGGCGCCGGGCGUCGACGUUGCACAGGUGCGAAGCAAGACGGAUGCCAAGUUUGCCGUGGCCAAGAGUGUGAAGACGAUGAUGGCGUAG